Messenger RNA from Poeciliopsis prolifica (blackstripe livebearer), 8601 nucleotides. RefSeq names its product bone morphogenetic protein receptor type-2-like. Gene Ontology annotation, molecular function: transforming growth factor beta receptor activity; ATP binding. The record is from RefSeq and is a predicted model, not a curated record. Lineage: Eukaryota; Metazoa; Chordata; Actinopteri; Cyprinodontiformes; Poeciliidae. Gene Ontology annotation, cellular component: plasma membrane; signaling receptor complex. The transcript is spliced from 19 exons. Gene Ontology annotation, biological process: vasculature development; protein phosphorylation; cellular response to growth factor stimulus. Bases 320 to 3754 code for a protein of 1144 amino acids.
UCCUCAGCUUGACAGAGUGAUUCAGCCGCAGAGAAACGGAGCGCAGCUUCAUCCCUGCGCAGUUUCUCAUCCUGUCCCAGAAACCAGCUGCUGGACCCGGAUCAACGCCGCACAGGAAAUACCGAACCAGGCCGAACCGAACCGAAACCCAGCAAGCUGAUCCGAACUGAGCCGAGCCGAACCAGGCCAGAAUAAAGACAGAGACAGACAGACAGGCGGCUUCAUCUCCUCCUGCAGACUGAGCGGAGUCUUCCUCACCGUCAGCAGAGAUGAGAACAUCCUGUUGGUUCCUCUUGAUUAAACUGAUCCAGGAUCAGUGAUGUGGGCUCAGUUUCUGCAGCGAUCCAACAUGGCUGCCUCAGCGCUGACAGUGUGUGUGUUUACCCUGCUGCUGGCUGGGAUCAGAGGUUUGCAGUCUGAGGACCAAGAGGAGAGAAUCUGUGCGUUUGCCAGCAGCCUGAAGGGGGCGGAGCCUGUCUCCACCAAUGAGCUACGAGGAGAGGUCCAGGAGAACGGCACGAUACGCUGCAGUCGCGGCUCCCGCUGCUAUGGAUUGUGGGAAAGACUCGCGGACGGAGAGAUGCAGCUGCUGAACCAAGGUUGUUGGAUGUAUGUGGGCCACCACCAGGAGUGUUAUGGUGACCGCUGCAUCCUGGCCACUAUGGCUCCAUCUCAGAUGCAGAAAGCCAGCUACCAUUUCUGCUGCUGCAGCCACGACCUCUGCAACAGUAAUUACACUGAAGCUCCGCCCACUGCCGACACGCCCACCCUGAGGUCGAUGAGGAGGGACGACCUCAACCUCAGCCCUGCAGAUCGUCGGAUCACGGCGAAGGAGACGGUUCUCAUUGCUCUAGCAACUGUGGCUAUGGCAGCCCUCCUCAUCAUGGCGCUGUUCCUGGGAUACCGGAUGAUGAAAAGGAAGCACAAACAUGGUCUGUCUGCUGUGAACGCAAUGGAAGCAGCAAACUCUGACUCAGCUGUGGACUUCGAUAACUUGAAACUGCUGGAGCUGAUUGGUCGAGGCCGUUAUGGAGCCGUGUUUCGUGGCUCUCUGAAUGAGCGAUGCGUUGCUGUUAAAGUUUUCAGCUCUGCUAACCGCCCGAACUUCUCCAACGAGCGCAGCAUCUACCGACUGCCUCUGCUGCAGCAGCAUGACAACAUCGCCCGCUACCUGGCCGCUGACGAGAAGACGACAGCCGACGGGCGACCGGAGUUUCUGAUCCUCAUGGAGUAUUACCCACAUGGGUGUCUGUCUCAGUACUUGUCUGUUCACACUGUGGACUGGCUGACCUGCUGCAGGAUGGCCCACGGCAUCACCAGAGGACUCGCCUUCCUGCACACUGAACUCUACAGAGGAGACCAGUACAAGCCCCCUGUGGCCCACAGAGACCUGACCAGCAGGAACGUUCUGGUCCGAUCCGAUCUGUCCUGUGUCCUCGCCGACUUUGGCUUGUCAAUGAAGCUGACCGGAACCAGAACCUGUCGGCCCGGAGAAGAUGAAACCAUGGCUAUAUCCGAGGUGGGGACAGUCCGGUACAUGUCCCCGGAGGUUCUGGGAGGAGCGCUGAACCUCAGAGACUGUGAGUCGGCUCUGAAGCAGGUGGACGUGUACGCUCUGGGUCUGCUGUACUGGGAGAGCUUCAGGAGGUGCUGCGACCUGUUCCCAGGGGAAGCCGUUCCAGAGUACCAGCUGGCGUUCCAGGUUGAAGUCGGGAAUCAUCCGAGCUUCGAGGACAUGCAGAUCCUGGUGGUCCGAGAGAAACACAGACCCAGAUUCCCAGAAGCCUGGAAAGAGAACAGCCUGGCUCUGCGGGCUCUGAAGGAGACCAUGGAGGACUGCUGGGACCAGGACGCAGAGGCUCGACUUACGGCUCAGUGUGCUGAGGAACGCCUGGCUGACCUCAUCCUCCUGAGCCCUCAUACAGCGCUGCACAACCACAGGAAUCUGACUCACAGCCGCUGGACUCCUCAGGUCGGCUCCGCCUCCUGCUACAUAGAGGAUCUCCAAGUGGGUGUGGUUAAAAAUCUCCAGGGAGACGGACACUCAGUCUCUGCUGUCAGGACGGCCAUGAGUGGAGCGGAAGUCGGAGAGAAGAACAGGAACUGCAUCAACCAGCAGAGGCAACAGAUUAAAGCUCGUUCGGCCUCCUCAGACUGCAGCAUGAUGACCUCCAGCACACUGAGGACGGACUCUGUCCUUUGCAGCAUCUCUCAUCUUAAUGGGGGCGCUGCACCCAGCAUUCCUGUCUGUCUACAGCUCACAGAGGAAGACCUAGAGGCCUCCAAACUGGACCCUAAACAGGUUCAGAAAAACCUGAGAGAAAGUUCUCAGGAAAACCUUAUGGAGCAUUCGCAGAAGCAGUUUGGAUCAGCACAAACCUCCAACCUGCAUCACAGUGUGGAGGUGACCAAUCAGGAAGAAGCAGGACCUUCCUUCUCCAUCCAGCCCCUCCCCAAGCAGCAGAACGUCCCCCAGAGGCCCACCAGCCUCCACUUGCUCCCCAAUCCCAGCGAGUCUCGACUGAAGCCGGGAAGGCUCAGGUCCACCCAUCGACAGGUGGAGACAGGUGUGGCUAAGAUGAACCAAGUUAUCCCAUCUGUGGAGGCACACCUGGUUACCACGGUUACCAACAUGAGGAGCAGCGCCGCGAUCGGGUCUGAGGUCCUCUGUGCCUCCAGCAGCCACAGCGCCGGCGUUCCCAUCCUGGUGAACAAUAAGGCGAGAGGAGGAGGGAGAACCAACCCCGCAGGGCCACAGGAGGAUGAGGGGGACGAAGGGCGAAGAGCAGGAGGAGGAGACGGGGACGGCCGACUGAACCUCAAUCUGAACUUCAGUCCUGAUGAACAUGAACCUCUGCUGAAGAGAGAGCAGCUUCCUGCUGAGAGCGACCCUCCUCCUCCUCUUCAUCAUCAUGGUCCACCAAGCAGAGCCGGAGGACGAGGAUCCAACUCCAACAACAACAACAACCGCCUGCCGUUGGGCCCAGAGCUCCAUGUUCCUGCAGAGGUCAGUGUUCCUAAACCAGAAACCAGGAACAGUGACCCUCCUCCUGCAAGCUCAGUUAUUCUUUCUGGAUUAGAAAUGGUGUCAGUUCAUCCUGAGGACAGAAGUGAAGCCACAGAUACUAAAACAUGUCAGAAGGAAAUUAAAACUCUAACAGAAGGAAACAUACAGGAACAGAACUCAGCUUCAGAAGCAUCAAUAGCUCCUCUGAACCCAUCAUUGGUAGAAAUUACAGCUGCAGGAGUUCCACCUCUGGACAUCUCCGACCUGGAAGCUAAAGAUUUGGAUCCUGCUCCUGCAGAAAGUCUGGCGUCAGAACCUGUAGAGCUGCAGAAUCAAGCUUCAGAAGCUCAAAGAGCAGGUCUGUUGCUCAGGCAGACUAAAACCAGGAGACCGGAGCGUCCAUGUUCUCUAGACCUGUCCUCCUCUUGCAACUCGUCAGACGAUGUUUCUGUGAUGGAUCACGGCAGUCUGAGCGCCUCAGGUGAGAAAAUCAAGCGCCGCGUGAAGACUCCAUACACCCUGAAGAAAUGGCGUCCGGCCUCCUGGGUGGUCUCCUCAGAUAAGGAUCUGGACCUGGAGUUUGAGUUCAGCGGCGGUCAGGUCCAGGUGUCGUCUGGCCCACUCAGAGCAGGAGGAGCAGGUGUGCCUAGAAUCAACCAGUCCAAGUCCAGCAUGGCUGUGUUUCUGGUUGGAGGAGGAACCACGGCGACCACAACCUCCGAGCCGGAUGGGAUGACCCAGUUCUGAGAAACCUGCUGCACCCAGUGGAGAUCUUUCCUUGUUUUUCUGUUUAUAAUUUAACGGUGGUUGUUGGAGACUGCAGAUAGCUAUUCGGAAUACAAAAAAAAACAUCUGAGCAUGAUGGAACUGAUGCUCUACGUUUAGAGGGCAUUAUUUGUGAAACUCUUCAGAUGGAAAACAGGAACUAGAAUAAUCUACUCUGUGGGCUCAGCAGGGGGCGCUGUGCACUACAUCCUACAACGAAUAGGAAAAAAGACAACCAGAUGCAAACAGUUACAGAGCGAAAUCUGAGGAAUUUUCUCCUGUAAUUUUUAGGCAUUUUUAUUCUCUGGAAACAGAAACAAGUUCUUCAAAUGAUUCCCUGGAUAUCCUAUUUAACAAAUAGUACCUGAUACUAGGAUCCUUUUAAAAGGUUACUUUAUAAGAAAAAUAAUCUAAUCCUAAACCCUUGGUGCUAAUAUGAGACAAAAUGGUAGAGCCCCUUUUCGAUUAGCCAUCCAGCUGGUUAGUUGUGACCUGCUUCAGCAACACACUGGACACACAGCCCGUCAGACAUAUUUCAUUAUCUCCACCAUUAUGGACUGAAUUGUGUUCAUAAAGAUGAUUUAAAACAGUUGGAUAACACUGAGAUUCACUUUCACUGAUGUCCAACAGCAGCAUAAAAACAAAAUAUUAGUCACAUUCACACUUUAAAUGUUUGACAGCCACUUUGAUAAGUGACUUAAUUUGCACAUUUUUCUCAUCUUCAGUGUCUUUCCAGGCCCAAAUCAAUAAGCACAAUAACAAAUCCCUCAAUAUUUCUGUACCUUAAAGAGGAACUUUGGGUGUGAUGUCAUUUCCUGAUCCAAAUUUGAACUUCUGAUGUAAAUCAGACUCUUGAUCACCAGGUCAUCUUUCAGGUGUUAGUGAAGAUGUUCUGGUUGUGCUCAAAUACAAGUCUUUACACCCUGACUGUAAACAUAAAAUAAUUUGUGUUAUUACACCUAAAGGAGUCUGUUAAUGAGUUGAAACUCUGGACAGAUUUAAACAAAUUUACCAACAAACACAUAAAUGGCCAUUAGAUUAUCAUAGAUGAUAAUUUCACAGAAAAGAUCAAAACCUGCCUGUUGAUGCAGUUGGUGGGAACAGAGAGGCUUUCAUUCUGUCAUGUUUUAUUUCUUUAAGCACUUUAAGCACAGAGUUAGAGUAAUAUAUUCUGUAUGUGGUUCAGUUUUAGCACAAAGAGCAAAUAAUUUAAGAAAUUCUCACUGAAACAGUAAAUGUUGAUCUGUAGCUGCUUUUUUAACCUCUACUGUCUGGAUCAGAUGAUCAACACAAGUCUUCAGGAGAAUCUGCUUCAUUUACACUUUUAAAAGCUGGCUAGAGAGAAGCAGGACUGAAGUCUGAAGACGGAGGAAAAAAAACAACAGACGGGUUCAGGUUACGGCUCAGAUGACAGAAAAUUAAAGCAUCAAAUUUGUCGGAAGACAAAAGAACAAAUGCAAUGGUUUUGGUGAACUGGACCUUUAAACAGCUGCUAUUUUGCCCCAUUAACAUCAAUUUCUCCUUAAUGAUCAAUUAAAGAACCUUUAGAGUUUAGGACUAAUGUGAUUUGAAAUAGUUUUAGUCUGUAAGGUUAAAAUUGUGAAUCGUUCAGAUUCUAGCAGAUCUCAUUUUCUAUCAUGUUAAAAAACAAACUGGUUUCCAACAGGAAGUUUUUAAUGUCCAUUUUUCUAAAACAGGAGUUAGAUCCUUUUUUAAUAUAUAUAUAUAAAAACAGCAGAACAUGAAACAGAUUUCAGUCCAGUUUCAUGUUUUCUUUGAGCUUUUUAUAACAGAAGCUCUGCAGAUGCAGGAGUCUUUUUCUGCAGACUGUGGCUGGUUUUUAUAUAAAUGCCUGCAGCGAUAUGUUCGAUUUCUUUACAUUUCAUCUAUAUCAACUUGUUUCAAUGUGCACUUGCAGUAAAUUAGCAGCAUUUAGCAUUUAAUAAUGGUGUCAAACUGUUAUUUAAGAUCUGAAGAUGCCUUCUUAGUUCUGUUUGGUUAUUUUUGUAUUUUAUACACUUUGUACUGUUUUUAGAUGCUGGUGUGAGUGGAUGUGUGUGUAUUCUGAGAAACUGUUCCUGUUUCACUGCAUUAUGUAUGCAUCAGUGGGUCUGCGAGUGGACCAAGCUGAACUUCAGAGCCAGAUUGGUUCUUGGAGAACUGAAGUUGUUCUUUCAUCCAGGAGGAACAGGACUUAAUGAAAGAAGACUUUUUCUGGGAGCGAUGGUUUGACUGGUUUUAGCUCCAGGAUGUGUCCACCAGUUCAGCUGCUGCAGUCGUCAGUCAUCAUGUCCCUUCCACUAAAGACUCUGCAGAUAAUUUCAAAACCUCCCUGUACAGCUCUGUCUGCUGAUGGAUGACUGUACAUUAUAAACUGAUCAUCAUUUGCUGGAUCUUGGAAAGAAAGUUGCAUCUUCAUCACAGUAAAUUAGAAUCUCACUGGGAAGUUUGCUUAUUUCUAUAAAAAAAAAAGAAGUGAAACCCACAUAUUUGUUUCAUACACAGUUACGUGUGUAUAAAGUUGUUUGUUUCUGUUCAUUUUGAUGAUUAUGACUUACAGCUAAUGAAAGGCCAAAAUUCUGUUCAUCUAAUAAUAGCAUGAAGGAUUUUAUACACAGUAAUGUUGACUUACUGAAAACCAAGUCUAUUUGAGAUACAGUAAAUUAUUCAAAUUCUUGAUUUGGGCUCUUUUUGCAUUAAGUGCUGCCUCAGUGGAGUCUGGCAUGAAGACAACGAGCCUCUGCCUCUCAAACGAGGUCGCCAGCUUAUCUGCAUUGUUAGCGCUGUUUCUUCUCUUCCUCUGAAAAGAAGUGGAGACCUUGAUUCCCAAAUUCAAUGUACAAUUUUCUUUCACUUGAAAAGAGAACUGAGCCAAAGUUCAGUCCUUUUCUCCUGAUGUUGGCUCAGGAGAAGUUUAACACAAAGUUUUCACUCAUGUCUUGGAUACAAAUGUGAGUCAGGAUCAUGAAAAUCACAUCUUAUAUAAUGAGCUUUGUUUUAUAUCCUUUAAAUGCUGUCAUCACUGUUGCUUUUCCACCUUUUAGCAGAUUUUUUUCUUCCACUACGCUUUACAUUAUUGCUCUGCACUCUGAACAGACUGCUUCUAAAUCAGUUGUGCGUUUGGGCUUACUGUUUUUGUGCAUUGACUGUCUGCUGGUCAGUUCUGAUAGAACAAUGCAAAUAUACUUUCCUGAGGCACCAAAUUUGAAGUUUUGAUUAGCUGUAAUAUUAAUCAGUGUUCAAAAUGAACAAAAAUAAAUACAUAUGAUAUAUCCACAUGUGAAUAUAUAUAUAUACACAUAUAUGCAUAUGUGUAUAGAUGAAUAUAAAGUUUCACUUUUUUAAAUUUGUGAAAUCAAGUAACUUUUCAAUGAUAUUCUACAAUAUUGAGAUGUGACUGUAACUGUCACACUGUGCUGCUUGUUGAUUCUGUAUGUUAGGGGAAAAAGAAAACAUUUUAAAUAGAUAAUGUGUGCAUUAAGUUUUAUUAUUACAACAUGUUAAAAAAGUAAACAUGAGGUUUUCCAGAAGUUUCUUUAUUAGUUGUUAUCCACUGAACAGUUUGCUGCUGAAUUUCCCUUUAAAGUCUUUACUGUAGCUCUCAUAUUUGUAUUUAAUAAUCCUUAUCAGCAUCUGUAGAAAUACAUUCAGAGUUAAUAUAUUCACCAAUGUAGCCUCGUGCAUGAUGCAUCAGCUCAGUAAAAUGUUUUCCGUUGUUAACGCAGCGGGUUGAAUGGGGGCUGAUUCUGGUUCAGUUCUGCAUCACCUGCUGGUUCUUCAUCAAAACAAAGCUUUUCAGUUCCAGCAUCUUUAAAUAGAUGCUUCCUGCCGUCUGAUUGGUCAGCGAGGUAAAAAACCGAACAGAAGCAGCCCCUUUUAGCCUGCCUGUGAUCAUGUCCUGCUUGCUGUACGACUGAACUGAUGGAGGACUGUGACCAUCAGUGUAAAGAUGUAGAUAUAGUCCGAUAUGUACCUACUGUGUGUCCUCUGAUGGUUCAGGGAUGUUUGAGCUGUUGUUGAACUUGUUAUGCGUUUCUGUGUUUUUCUGUCCGACAUGUUUCCUUCAGUGUAAAUACUCACUGUAAGCUUCCAUAGGGGACCAAGUAGCUCAGCUAUAUACGGUUAGUCAGUGUUGUAUUCUGAGCUGCUCACAGUUAUAACAUGUUGUAUCUCCUUCACUGCAUGCUGCCCAGUCCUGCACUCCAUUCUUUACCAAGCAUCUCAUCCCAGCAUCUCAUAUAUUCAUGUAGAGACUGAAAUAAAAAUAUUGGAGCUUUGAGUUCAUCAUGAAAUUAAAACAAAAGGUUUCAGGGUGUUUCUUUAUGUCAGGUUGUUUUUACACCAUGUGGGGAAAUACAGAGUAUUUGAGAGUAUCCAACAAGGUAUCAUCCAAUAAUUCCCAAACUUUUGAUCCACAAAAUAAAAAUUUGAGUCCUGUGAUCUGAACUCUUGGUUUACCAUGCAAGAAUCAGUUAAAAUAUGACAGAAUGGCAAAAUAGUCAACAGCAACUGUAAAUGUAUUCAUUAUCACUAAUAAGCUGCUUUUAUUUAUUCAAGUUCUGUUUUUUAAAAUGCAUGUGCUUUCUCUUUAUUUUUGCUAACUAGAUGAUUUUUUUCCAAGAGGAUCAAAAGUUGCUACGCUUGCAUGUUUGCUUCCCCAACUUUGGGAGCGAUUGCCGUAAAUUUCUUUGUAGAUUUGUUCAAUUGGGAGCAGAUUGAGGGGCACAAAAGGGAAGUCUGUCGAAAUUCCAGUUGGUGCAAGGAGAGUCGAAAGAUAAUCAGGAGGACGAAUGGAUUUUAUCCAACAAUAUAUUUGUUUAUAUUUUUGC